Messenger RNA from Scomber scombrus (Atlantic mackerel), 4279 nucleotides. RefSeq names its product zinc finger and BTB domain containing 40 (gene zbtb40). The transcript is spliced from 12 exons. Lineage: Eukaryota; Metazoa; Chordata; Actinopteri; Scombriformes; Scombridae. Gene Ontology annotation, molecular function: RNA polymerase II cis-regulatory region sequence-specific DNA binding; protein binding; DNA-binding transcription factor activity, RNA polymerase II-specific. The coding region runs from base 112 to 2733 and encodes 873 amino acids. The record is from RefSeq and is a predicted model, not a curated record. Gene Ontology annotation, biological process: regulation of transcription by RNA polymerase II. Gene Ontology annotation, cellular component: nucleus.
GCUUUAUUGCGCACAGCAGAGUUGUUCAGCAAAGAAGUUUAAAUAAAGAGACGGAUCGUUUGAAUAAUUCAAGGGAGCAGAGUAUUCUGCUGCUCCACAACAUCCAGCAAAAUGAUGGAGCUACCUAACUACAGUAGCCAGCUGAUGCAGCAGCUGUGGGCCCUGAGGAAGGAGGGCCAGUUCUGUGACUGCACCAUCCUGGUGGGAGAUAGUCCUCAUCGAGCACAUAAACUGGUGCUGGCUGCAUCCAGCAUGCUGUUCAGGUCUCUCCUGGAUGGUUCUGACACCAUCUCCAUCGACACAGCUGUGGUGUCCUCGCAGGAGUUCGGCUGUCUGCUGGACAUGGUCUACACAGGAAAGCUUCCUCUGGGCAAACACAACGUCAGCCGCAUCGUGGCCGCCGCAGACAGCCUGCAAAUGUUCGACGUGGCGGUCGGCUUUAAAAACGUCCUCACUAGCCUCGUGAACCAGCAGCCUCCGGCCCCGGCCUCCUCUACGGAGACGGAGACAGAGACCCCGACCCCCACCCUGGUCAACAAACUCCCAAACGCUAAACCUGAAGGUUCAGACUCACCCAACAAGGAUGAGUCCAGUUCAGGUGAGACUGAGUCGAAGGCUAAGCCGAAGAAGGAAGAAUGUCAGCCUGACAGUAAAGACACAGAGGAACCAUCGUUUAAAAGAGUCUGUCUGGAGCGCUCUGAGUCCCCAGGACCUGAAGAAGCUGCACCCUCAGAUAGCGUUACAGAGGAAGAUAAUAAAACAGCAGCCAAGGUGUCCAAUGGUCCAGCCUGUGGUCUUCUGGAACAUUCCUCUCAGCUGAUAGAGCUCCUCAGUGACAUGCCUUCAGUGGUGGAGCUGCUGAGCCAGGCAGCACAGAGCAGCCUGGAUGAACAGGAGAGACAGCUUGUGUGUGAGUGCUGUGAGGACUCAGAUUCCAGCUCGGUGAUGGAGAAGCUGAUGAGCAGAGUGAAGGAGGGGCAGAUCAGUGAAGGAGCGUUCCUCAGGCUGCUUCACACUGUCCAAAAGAAAGCGCCCUCCACCUUUCCCACACCACUGCUCUCUCUGCUGGAGGUGGAGGAGGAGGAGGAGGAGGAGAGGAACACGCAGGAGCCAGACGAAGGCCAGACUGAAGCUGACUCAGAACAGCAGAACGGGAACAGCAGCGAUGACAAGCAAGAGGAAGAGAGAGAGGAAGAGAACAUCAAGGAGGAGACCGAAGAGGACGAGAAAGAAGCGAACGCGGCCACCGACGAUUCCUCGCCUCCCCCUUCCUCCCCUUCCUCCCCCACCAAUCCCUACUCUUGUCGCUGGUGUAAGAAGGGUUUCGCCUACAAGUGUCGCAUGGUGGCCCACGCCAAGCGCUGCUCCAUGUCCAAGGAGUGCCAGCAACAGUGUCCGCUGUGCCCCGAGAAGCUGGCCAACCAGAGGGCUCUGCAGCGCCACCGGGCCGAGGCUCACCGCAACACCACGCGGGUCAAGAAGAAGGUGGCGUGUGACCUGUGUGGACGCACCUUCGCCCAUCCUUCAGGUAUGAUUUACCACAAGCGCACUGAGCACUUUGAAGAGAAGCCGUUUGCUUGCGAGGAAUGCGGUGCCAAGUUUGGAGCCAACUCAUCUCUGAAGAAUCACAUGCGGCUUCACACAGGAGAGAAACCCUACCACUGCAAACACUGUGACAUGAGCUUUAGUGUGGCUGCUGCACUCGCUUACCACACCAAGAAGAAACACUCUGAGGGGAAGAUGUAUGUGUGUCAGUACUGCAAAGCAGUCUUCGCCCAGUCCAUUGAACUGACGCGCCACGUGCGAACACACACUGGUGAUCGGCCGUAUGUGUGUCGGGAAUGUGGGAAAGGCUACAGCCAGGCCAGCGGACUGACUGUACACUUGCACACCUUCCACAACCUGUCAGAACCUCAUGACUGUCAGAAGUGCUGUCUGAGCUUCUCUACACUGGAGGAGCAUCGGCAGCACAUCGAAGAGUUCCACCCGAAGGAGUUCCACAAGUGUCCCACCUGCAACAAGGUGUUCACCAGCGCCGCCCUGCUGGACAAACACAAGGCCACACACACAGGAAGCAAGCCCUUCAGCUGUGACCUGUGCAAUAAGUCUUAUCAGCAACUGUCGGGUUUGUGGUACCAUAACAGGACCAACCACCCCGAUGUGUUUGCUAACCACACCCGGCAGCUGAAGACUCUGGUUCAGUGUGACGUCUGCUUCAAGUUCUUCCCCAGUGCCGCCAGUGUGGCCAAACACCAGGCAGCUGAGCACCAAGGCUCGGCGGCGUCUACGGUGCGUUGUCCGUACUGUCCAGCUGUGUUGGGUGGAGAGGAGGAGAUGCAGGAGCACAUCAGCACCCAGCACGUGAGCCAGAGCAGCGAGGUGUUCAGCUGCCCACUCUGCUCCCUGGUCUGCACGUCCCAGAUAGAGCUGCAGGAGCACCUGCUCUCCUGCCACAUGGAGGCACAGGACGAACAGGAGGCUGGGGAGGAGCAGGAGCAGGCCUCCACCUCCCACACGGUGAUCUCAACAGAUGCUGCAGGUGAUGAGGGGGUGGAGUCAGGCAUCUCUGAGGAGCAGUCACAGCUGGCGGCUACACAGCAGGUGUUUGUGACUCUGGCAGGUGGAAGAGAGGGCAGCUCAGCGGGGGAGGUGGUGGAGGUCAACAUGUACGACCUGCUGAACAGCUCCGUCACCUUCAUCUGCGAGGACAAACAAACAGGUCCUGACUCUUAACUAUGAACUUUGACCCCUGGAGGAUCAAGCUGAACACUGAGUUUUAUUAUUAUAGUCUGAUAAUUAAUACAACUACAACACAGGAUAAACUGACCUGCACAAGCCAAGGACUCUUAUUGCUCCAGGUCCAUGUUUAGUCCACCAGAAAAAAAGAUUUAGUUUUGCAGUUGUAAAUAAAUGUGGUGAAUGUGUAUUUGACUUUAGUUUCUAUACAGAAACCCAGGUUGGUUUAUAUGGGAUAUCCCCAGAGAGCACUGAAGGUCUAAAGCAAAUACAAAAGCAGAAAAAUAAAUAUGAACUCCCCCAGGCAGCCUUGUCUGUUUCUGCUCCAGUUACUACACUUCCCAGAAUGCUUUUCAUCAACUACUAGACAUGUGAUAUGAAUUUAUAGUUUUGUAAAGUUGAGAAAAAUCAGCUUUCAACCAUAACUGCACUCCAUUCACUGAUAAAGACUGUGAGAUAAGUUUGGGUUUUGUUUUGGGUUUUUUUUUGUUUUUGUUUGUUUUUUUGUGAGGCAGUCCUAAUUAAUAUAAGUGUGGUCAUUAAAGGAAAAGGUUUGCAUUAUUUUAUACUUGAAACAAUCCUAGGAAAAUACCACAACCAACAAUAACUCCCUGUGUUCUCUUACCCUGUCUUUGUCCCUCAGCCCCAAGCCCACACUGAAGACGCAAAUCAGUAAACACACAAAUAUUUCAUCUCAUUUUUAAGAAAAAGCUUCAGUAAUCUCUCAAAACAGCGGGACAUUGUAGUUUUUAACAAACCUUUAUUCAAACAGGAGGAAUAAGUGCAUUAUUUGGGGACUAUUUUCAGCAGAGGAUUAAUACACAUUUGGUGCUCUGCUUUGUGUCAGUAGGACAAUGUGUGAGAGAAAAGAGUUAAAAUAAACUAGUGUGUGUGUUCAAAAGUGUGACUCAUUGAUGUGUUUUUAAUAGUUUUAAUAGUAUACAACCACAGAGGAAUAAGCUAUACCAGGCUUUGAUUCACUUGAGGCUAAAUGCUAACAUAAGCAUACAAACAUACAAUGACAGUGCUAACAUGCUAAUGUUAAGCAGGGAUUAUGUUUACAUGAAUAAAUUAGUUUAGAUGGGGCUCGUUCGCGCAUGCGCAGACGGUCUGUACAGCAAAUCGGGCAGUGACAAGUUGUUAGCAUGCUAGCAUAUGAUAAACGAUAAAUAGCUACAAACAUACAAGCUGUUGCAAAAUGUAUUUAGCUUUGCGGGUAGUGUAUCAUAAACCAAAGUAUUAGACAAAUUUUACUUAAUGUUGGUUUUAGAUGAAAAGUCAGAGGAUAAUCUAAUUUAUGAUAAUUUAUUCUGAGGACGACAUGAAUAUCUGUACUAUUUUUUUUUGAUCCUCUAAAAGCAGGAAAGCAGAAUAUAAAGGUAGCAUGUUGAGGCUGUUCUCUGCUCCUGUCAGAGUACAAAGUGUUAGUACUGUCUGUUUUACACUGGAUUUCUGUCUGUAUGAUUAUUACAUUUUUUGCAUUCAACAUGCCACUUUUUGUCCACAUUCUGUUGCUCCACUUAUGCAGGAACAGGAAACCACA